AUGGACGCCCCCACUCUGGUCGUCGUCCCGCCUUCUCCCGGGAGCCAGCUGAGCACUCGCUCAAAGGGCCAGCACGCGUAUCCUCAAAUAGACAAUUCUACAACAGCGGCACCAAAUUCGAAUUCGAUUGACACGCUUGGCUCCAAUUCCUACCAGCCCUCUGAGAGCAGGAGCUCGAGUGAAAACACGGCUGUCAACAUCUACAGUAUGUACAGUGAUGGAGGACCAGACGCCGACCCGAGAUUAUCCUACACCGCUGAUACAAGCGCCAAGAGACUAGUAGGACGUGGGACGUCUAGCCGUACAAACUCUCCGCCAACAAACAUGGGCAGCCCAGAGUUUCGAUAUUCAACCACGAGCUCGAGACAAAACUCUGUGCACGAAGGCGUCUACGAGACCCAGUCUCCAAUGAUCUCUGCGACGACGAGCGCUCCCAAGACAUCGUCGACAACACGGAGUGCAGCUUCACCUAUCACACCAGGAGAGAGUCCAACCGGCCAGGUGAUUGAGCGCACGGGCUUUGGUCAGCCGGCCAUCUUGAUCAACCCUCCCCCGCGCCGGAGUUCGCGUCAGUCAUUGCACUCGAAUAGACUGUCGAAUGAUCGUGAUGUAGAUGGACUGUCGACGAAUUCGUCUCAUCAUGGCUCCUCGUCGAUGCCCCGUGCGAGUUUGUCGCCUACUAGGGUAUCGUCGGACCCUGCGACGUCUGCCACCUCGUCGUCGGCACAGAGUCUCCCAAAAGCUAUUAUACCAUCCCCUAUUCGACCUAUGGCACCGUCUCCUGGCGCGAAUGAGGACCCUGACAGCUACUUUGUCCGAGCGACGUAUGCAGCCUUUGAUGUCUCUGGUGUGCGAGGAGAUGGUUAUGAGGAAGGGGAAGAAUUGACGAGAGCGAGGAUGGGUACCGGACGUAACAAUCUCCCAUCGCCGUUGCCAGACACUGCCAAGCGAUUGACCAUGGGACCAAAAGAGCUCAAUGAGAAGGAGGUGCAAAUAUUGGGUCAAUUAGAUCGAUAUGGCUUCUAUGCACCACCUUCCGACAAUCGCCUCGUCUUGCUUGCGACGCAACCUCUUCGGACGGCAUUGUCGUCGUACAAGACUGCGUCGACAUCUGCAACGCCUACACCCCCUGUACUACCCGCUCAACCACCUCUCCACGAGACACGAGAGGGACGAAAGACGGAAGACCGCCGAAUCGCCAAGUGGGGUCGAAUGCUAGUUCCCGCUUCGCGUGAUUCGGGUACCAAUAUUGCAAGGUGGAAGAUUGAGGAGAGGAAAGAGAGAAAGCUCGAGGAAAGAGUGUUCAAGGGUAUCCCUGAUCGAUGGAGAUCUGCGGCUUGGUAUACUCUGAUAGAACGAGGGCCGGUUGGGGCUGGAAAAUCACGAGGGGACUCCUCCUUAAGAGCGGAAAAGCUCGCUGAAGAGUAUCGAGAUGCGAUAGAUCUACCUUCUUCCUUUGAUAUACAAAUUGAUCUAGACGUUCCGCGGACGAUUAGUGGCCAUGUCAUGUUCAAGACACGAUAUGGAAUGGGCCAACGGUCCAUGUUUCACGUACUACACUCUUUCUCGUUACAUUGCGACUCGUGCGGUUAUUGCCAGGGCAUGGGCCCUGUCGCAGCGACUCUUUUAUGCUAUUUAGAACCAGAGAAAGUAUACACCUGCCUCGUCCGAUUACACGACGAUUACGAUAUGCACGACAUUUUCCUCCCGGGAUUCAAGGGGCUUCUGGAAGCCUUUUAUGUUCAAGAAAAGAUUAUGCAAAAGAUGCUACCUGGCCUUUAUUCCACCUUUAAGCAAAACUCGAUAUGCACAACGGCCUAUGCCGUCAAAUGGUAUAUCACCUUGUUCGCCAAUACGGUCCCUUUCCAGACGCAGUUGCGACUAUGGGACAUUUAUUUUCUCGAAGGCAAGGACAUUCUCGUCCUUAUGGCCGUCGCGAUCCUCUGGGUCUUCAAAGAUAAUCUUCUCUCAUCGUCGGCGUCGUUUGAGUCAAUGCUCAACCUGCUCUCGUCGUUUUAUGUUGUCGAAGAUGAAGACGUGUUAAUGGCUUGGUUGCGCAAGGCCAUGUCGGAUCGGAGACUCCGUCGGGAGAUGGCUGGAUGGCGUGAAGAGUGGAAAGAGCUCGUCCAUGCGGGAAAGGAAAUGGAGGCGCUCAUCUAA
Molecule: messenger RNA, 2160 nt
Organism: Serendipita indica DSM 11827
Lineage: Eukaryota; Fungi; Basidiomycota; Agaricomycetes; Sebacinales; Serendipitaceae
Source: the annotation of a GenBank genome assembly